AUGGAGCUGGGUGACUAUGAGAACAACAGUUCUUCUAACGCGGACGGCAACUCUGAGCCAGACGGGACACCAGAGCUGACCCCUGGAUCCCAACCCUCUGAAAGAAACCAUCUACAGACAGAGAGGGACCAGCUAAAGACAGAGAGGGACCGGCUGUGGACCAGUAAUUCCAACCUGGCUGUGGAGAAGAAACAACUACAGACCAGCAACUCUCAUCUUACUGCAGAAAGAAACCAGCUACAGACAGAGAGGGACCAGCUGAGGACCAGUAAUUCCAACUUGGCUGAGGAAAAGAAGCAACUACAGACCAAGAUAGACAAACUACAGACCAGUAACAAUGAUCUUACUGCAGAGAGAACCCUGCUUAAGACAGAGAGGGACCAGCUGAUGACCAGUAAUUCCAACCUGGCUGCGGAGAAGAAACAACUACAGACCAGUAACUCUCGUCUUACUGCAGAGAAAAACCAGCUACAGACAGAUACGGACCAGCUACAGACAGAGACGGACCAGCUGAGGACCAGUAAUUCCAACCUGGCUGCGGAGAAGAAACAACUACAGACCAGUAACUCUCGUCUUACUGCAGAUAAAAAACAGCUACAGACAGAGACGGACCAGCUGAGGACCAGUAAUUCCAACCUGGCUGCGGAGAAGAAACAACUACAGACCAGUAACUCUCGUCUUACUGCAGAGAAAAAACAGCUACAGACAGAGACGGACCAGCUGGGGACCAGUAAUUCCAACCUGGCUGCGGAGAAGAAACAACUACAGACCAGUAACUCUCGUCUUACUGCAGAGAAAAACCAGCUACAGACAGAGACGGACCAGCUGAUGACCAGUAAUUCCAACCUGGCUGAGGAGAAGAAACAACUACAGACCAGUAACUCUCGUCUCACUGCAGAGAAAAACCAGCUACAGACAGAGAGGGACCAGCUGAUGACCAAUAAUUCCAACCUGGCUGAGGAGAAGAAACAACUACAGACCAGUAACUCUCGUCUCACUGCAGAGAAAAACCAGCUACAGACAGAGAGGGACCAGCUGAUGACCAGUAAUUCCAACCUGGACGUGGAGAAGAAACAGCUUCUUGCCAUCAAAGACCAGCAACAGGCCAAAAUCCUUCAUCUUGAGUCACCAUGUGAACCUGGAUGGAAAUAUUUCAGCUACAAAUGCUACAUCCAUAAGCCUCAGCUGCGGAGCUGGACUGAGAGCAGACGAGUUUGCCAAACCCUUGGAGCUGACCUGUUAGUCAUCAACACGGAAGAGGAACAAAUCUUCAUCGGCCAGUGGGGUGCAGAAGGGUGGAUCGGCCUGAGGAGGCAAGGCCGUGCACAUGCCUGGACUUGGGUGGACAACACAAAGCUGUGUAGAGGGUACUGGCAGCCUGGGGAGCCCAACAAUGACUUUGUGAACUGUGUUAUGCAUAAGAGCCAUGCAAAUCCCAAGACUACUUGGAUUGACAGCAAAUGUGACAACCUGAAUCAUUUCACGUGUGAGAAAAACAUCCAGCACUAUAAGUUCCGGGUGAAUUAA
Molecule: messenger RNA, 1527 nt
Organism: Clupea harengus (Atlantic herring)
Lineage: Eukaryota; Metazoa; Chordata; Actinopteri; Clupeiformes; Clupeidae
Product: C-type lectin domain family 4 member F-like
Exons: 5
Coding region: 1-1527 (508 amino acids)
Source: RefSeq, a predicted model, not a curated record